AUGUGGGGUACUUUCAAUGGCGCUGAGGCGAAGCUACCAUUGUGCGACGGCGACGACGACCAUGAAGCGAGCUCUUCCGGCGAUGGCGGCGAGGACGGCGUUCUCUUUGUUCCAGAUCCCGUUUUCGAUCUCACCGCGCUGCAGCAGAAGGCGGUGAUGCCUUGUCUGACGCAAGACCAGCUCCCUCUUGGUGCGACGGUGUGGGUGGUUGACGAGGACGACGUGGCCACGCAGCUGACCUGUAAUUUUAGCGCAUCGUACCCGCCCGUCUGCAACGGUCGGCUAUGCGGCGAGGUGGUGCGGCAUACCGGCCACAUGACGCUGGUCCGCUUCCGAAGUAAGGCGUCGGACUUGUACUUCACGCUGUGCCUGCCAACGUCGUGUCUGUCGCUGCAGCCAAUCGAGCCCUACGAUAGUGCGCCGCAUCAUGACGACUCCUACGGCCUCGGCUCCGGUGCGUACGGCAUGCUUGGACCUCGAGCUGCCUGUCGCGGGGGCGCGGAAACGUGUGGGAACGACGGCUGCGUGGGCCACUGCCUAUUCGAAGCGAUGCCGGCGUAUGACUUUGAGAAGGUGCGAGGUACGACACUGGAGAAGGCACAGGAGGCGUUCUUUGGGGGCUUCUUCGAAAAAGCGCUGACCUCCGUUAACGAGUACAUCGACGCUCAGCCGACGUCACCGAUCGCAAGCACAAGCACUGACACAGAUGCAAGCGCCAACCUUGCCACUUCCGGCGACGCACCCCCAAAGGCGGCUGCACUCGUAGACGCCCUAAUCCUGCGCUCGCGCAUCUUCGUCUUUCUCGAACGCUACCACGAAGCCCUCGUCGACGCGCAGCGGUGCGUUCAGUUAGAGCCGCGAUGGGUGCGCGGGUAUUUGAGCGUGGCGCGCGCGCACUGCGGGCUCGGUCAGUUCAGCGAGGCCGCCGCAGCCACCGGGCACGCGUGCAUCAUUCUGCCCUACAGUUUGGAGCUAGAGCGAAUUAGGGAGUUGAACAAUCACAUGCACUACCUUCAGUCUCAGCUGCGGGCCGAAAAGGCGAGCUGCUACUUGGUUCUAGACUGCUACUAUCGCAAGCGACUUUGCGUCAAGGCUUCUGUGACAGCGGAGACGGUGCUCUGCACGGAAGCCACGCCGAUCGUUGCAACGCACUCGGUAUUUGUAUCCAAGGAACCGCCACACCGCUGCCCCGUCUGUUUUCGCGUCUUCAGCACGUCUGAGCAACCGGGCAGCGUGGUGCUGACCCCGGAAGCUGCGAACACCCCACCCACCAGGGAUAUCUCACCGCCGCCCUCCUCACCGGGGGGUACAGACAUGGAUGACGACGUUGAGUACUGCAGCACUGAGUGCACGCAGCGGGCGAGUCUUUACCGGCCGCUGGAGCUGAAGCAUCGCGCCCCGCUGGCGCAGGUGCGGUCGUUGAUCCUAUCUAAAGGCGCCGUCACGCUCAACGUGCUGCCGCUCGAGAUGGCCGCCAUGACGGUGCGCCUCUUCCUAAUGGUCGUUACGAUUCACCGCCGUCUGUCCGCCAAGCGGCGAAUCGAGGACUCGAGCCGUCGAAAUGUCGACGGUGAGGCGCCGUGCUCCUGCCAUGACAAGACGCGCACAUGGCCUGAUGUGGACGCGCAUCUGGGUGGCGCACUAGUCAGCUCGCAGUGCCCCUCGCCGUCGCCCCCUGUGCGAGUCGAGACUUCCCUGCGGCGGCUCGGUGUCUACCCGCUCUGCACGGAGCCUAUCGCGCACAACAAACUGGACGAGCUGAAGAUCGUGUACGACACGCUCACGGCGGACUUCAAGGCCGAAGACCGCGCCAUCUUUUCCUACGAGGUCCUGUCGCAGCUCUAUGCCUAUGUCUCAGCGUACUUCACCCCCGUAGACUUGAACUCGCUUCAGCCGCCGGACUCGUCAGGAGGCACCCCCGCGCAUCAGACCGUCUUCUACCUGCCUCACUACGUGGGAUGUAUCGAGACGGCCAAGGUCAUAUCCUACACGACGUCUUCACGGCGCCGGCGGUCGAACGAGGAGUCGGCGCAGGCCGAGAAUGAUCUGCUUGCCUCCCGCGUAACGGAGAGACCUUCAAUGAGUGAGAUGACCGUGCCGAGCAGUACGCAGAGCAGCUCCACCCACAGCCACUCGAGCAUUACCAGCACCGCCACCAGUGACGCGAACGAUCUCGCCGCGGCAAGUAUUAGCGACUCGAAUUGUAUGGUGCGCAUGGGCCGGCCUCCAGCGUUGCUCGAGUUGGUCACGGUAGUCCCAGUGAACCGAGAGCGAAAGCUGCGUUGUGUCCCCGUGACAAUCGCACUUGACUCCGAUGUGGCGUAG
This is a messenger RNA of Leishmania mexicana MHOM/GT/2001/U1103, 2325 nucleotides long. RefSeq lists its product as hypothetical. Gene Ontology annotation, molecular function: Hsp90 protein binding. Bases 1 to 2325 code for a protein of 774 amino acids. The transcript has a single exon. NCBI's taxonomy places the organism in Eukaryota, Euglenozoa, Kinetoplastea, Trypanosomatida, Trypanosomatidae. The record is from RefSeq and is a predicted model, not a curated record.